This is a messenger RNA of Corticium candelabrum, 2205 nucleotides long. RefSeq lists its product as uncharacterized. The coding region runs from base 77 to 2101 and encodes 674 amino acids. The transcript has 16 exons. Gene Ontology annotation, molecular function: nuclear import signal receptor activity; protein binding. Gene Ontology annotation, biological process: protein import into nucleus. The record is from RefSeq and is a predicted model, not a curated record. Gene Ontology annotation, cellular component: cytoplasm; nucleus. Lineage: Eukaryota; Metazoa; Porifera; Homoscleromorpha; Homosclerophorida; Plakinidae.
UUUAACGCAUGCGUAGUAAUGUUUCGACCACGUGUUUGAGUACAGCUAACGCGCGCGUGAGGGCUCACUCAUUCUCAUGAACGACGUUUUGUCGAAGCUGGGCAGUUACAAGCGGCUUGAGAGAGAUGCUGGCGUGACGGAAUUAUCAGAAAUACUCUCGUCGAACGAAUGGAUAACGGACGAGUCCGUUCGAACUCUCAAAGGCGACAUUUUGUCUCUCAUUGAAGAUUGUGAACGCUGGGAAAGCAGGCAGGGCGGUUUACUGGCAGCCAGUGUUGUGCUGAAGGCUAGUGAUGAGUGGAGCGUGGUUUUUGGUGAUGAAUUCGGUGAACGUCUGAGAAUAAAGGCGUUGGAGUUGUUGAGUGAUGAUGAAUUUAGAGUUCGACUUCAGGCUGGUGAGGUACUGGGUUUGUUGUGUAUCUCAAAUGGCUGCAGUGUUUACGAGAAGAGCCGAGAGGCAAUCUUAGGCAUCAUCAAAGACAAUCUGGAGAGAAAUGUUAAUGAUAGCAUCAAACAGUCAGAUCACACAAGCUAUCUGGCUGAGAAACUAGCGACCACCGAGUCAGUGAUUAGUGAGGAAAAUAGUGGGGCAGGUUAUAUUGAUGCCAGUCAAAUAUUUCAUGACACGGCAGGUUGGAAAGGCCUUGACACAGGCAUGAGAUGCCUUUGCUGUGUUGUCGACGGUUGUGGCGUCGAGUUUGACACGUUUGUUGAUUCCGAUUUCCUCCAACUGAUAUUCUCCACUCUCUCACACACCAACCGCUUUGUCAGAGAAUCGGCCUUCCAGUUAUUAUCAUCGUUGGUACGAGCAAAUCCGAGUGAUGGAAACGCACGACCAUCCAUAGUGAAACAUGGAAAAGAGUUGUCAGUCGCUCUAGGCAGAGGGUUGGCAGACAACUGGAGCCAGGUCCGUCUUGCUGCCUCUGUUGCUACUCGAGAGUUUCUACUUGGUUUAACGGAACGAGAAAGAGCGACAUUCUUUGCCGAGUUGCUGCCGAAAAUGUGUCUCAACAGGUAUUAUGUUGCUGAAGGUGUUCGGCUCUAUUCGCAGGAGAGUUGGAGGUUGUUUACGCAGCAACGAGGGAAGGAGCUUGUGGAGACACACAUUUGUGGAAUGGUUGACUACUACAUCGAACAGACAACGUCCGACAACCACGCAGUUCGGGAGGCAGCGUGUGCAUGCAUUGCAGAGCUUGGAUCGAAAAUUGGUGCGUCGUUUGUGCAGCCGUAUGUGUUGAGGCUGCUGCCGGCUCUUGUGACUUGCUUCAAGGAUGAGAGUUGGCCGGUGAGAGAUGCUGCUUGUAUUGCGUGUGGAAAUUUUGUGAAGUGUUUUGCUGAUGAGUGCAGGCCAUCAAUGCCUGAGCUUUAUCGACUAUUCUUUGGCAAUUUGUCGGAUGGGAUUCCGUCAGUGAGACAAGGAGCCGCAGUUGCACUCGUGAAUGUCAUAGAAACCUACGGUGACACGGAGUUGACGUUUGUUUUGGAAAAGGCGACUGAAGGAAUCACUAAGAUUAAGGAACAGCGAGAUUUGUCAACAAAACACGAAGGUUUGGAGGCACGGCCAGCAGUUUUCGGUGUGGUAAAAGCGACGAGGGAUAACGAUAUUGAAUUGCAUUCUAAUCAACAGAUGUAUUCAUGUGGCUCGUUGGCUCCAAAGCUGAAACGUGGAGGUGGUUGUAUGCAUUCGGAUUAUAGGAAGCCGACUGAGCCAUGGGAAGUAGCCGAUGGUUUUAUCAACUUGUUGGGUGAGCUCUCUCGUUUACCAUCAGCAUCUCAACGAGUCUCUGAUCUUCUCCCAUUAGUCGCCGAGACAACAAACGCCCACCACUACACACACUGCCACUCAUACCUAGAAACAGUCUGGAAACAGUUGCCUCGGGUUGCUAAGGGCUGUGGAAAACGGGUGUUCAAACGUCACCUCGAACUUUUCUUUCCAUCACUUUUCUAUAGUCUUGAUUGUGGAGUUUUGUUGACAUCGGCUGCGGCGGGUGAUUGUUUGUGUGCGUUGAGGGAUUAUGUUGGUGAGGUGAUUUUAAAGGGAAGAGUUGAACAGUUUGAUUCAAGAAUGGUGUCCAAGCUCAACAGUGUGCUAACUCAUUAGCUGUUUGCAAGUUCAGUGUUGUACAUGUACAUAGAGAGAGAGAAAGCAUUACUACACCUUGAAGUACUACUACCUAUAAACUCCAGUGUGGAGCACACGUAGCU